GAAACUAGAGCUUAGCUAAUAAGAAAAGACACGUCUAACAGUCUUAAUAGCUGUCAUUGAGAUCAAAUAUUUUGAACUAUAGUAAGUCCCUAGACAGUUAAUAUAUUUUUUGUUUGCAGCAUUUGAAAAGAGAAACCGACAACAUGGACAACUCUAUGGAAUAUUUGGGAUGCUUGGUAGGUCACUCUGAUUGGGUUACAUCUAUAGCAGCUCCUCCAGAUAAUGCAGAUAUUGUGGUAUCUGCAAGCCGUGACAAAAGUGUGCUAGUAUGGAAUUUGGCUGAUGUGAAGGGUGAACAUCAAUCUGUUGGAUAUGCAAAAACUCGCCUAGUCGGUCACAAUCAGGCUGUUAAUGAUGUAGCUGUUUCAAGCGAUGGAUCUUAUGUAGUAUCUGGAUCUUGUGAUAAGACGCUGAGAUUAUUUGAUGUAAAUGCUGGGAAGUCUGUACGCAACUUUGUUGGACAUAAAUCAGAUGUUUUUUCUGUUGCACUCUCUCCAGAUAAUAGACAAAUUAUAUCUGGAUCACGUGAUCACAGUAUAAAGGUUUGGAAUGCAAUGGGAGUUUGUAUGUAUACACUGGUAGAUGGUCAACAUAAUGAUUGGGUAUCAUGCUUACGCUUUUCACCAUCAACAAGUCAGCCAUUGUUUGUCUCAUGUGGUUGGGAUAAAAUUGUAAAAGUAUGGAAUUCAGAUUUCAAGCUUACAUGCAACCUAGUUGGCCACUCCUCUGUAUUAUAUACAGUCACAAUUGCUCCAGAUGGUUCACUAUGUGCUUCUGGUGGCAAAGAUGGAGUUGUGAUGUUAUGGGAUGUAAAUGAGGGGAAACACUUGUAUUCUUUGGAUGCGAGCCACUCUAUCAAUUCAUUGUGUUUCUCACCAUGUAAUUAUUGGUUAUGCGCUGCUACUGAUAAAUGUAUUAGGAUUUGGGAGUUAGAACACAAACUUCCAGUAGCAGAGUUUACUCCGCCAGUACCAAUUAAGAACGGACUACCUUGGUGCGUUUCUUUAACAUGGUCUAAUGAUGGCAAGACACUAUUUGCUGGUUCUACCGAUUCAAAUAUCUAUGUUUAUAAAGUUAAAAAUUGAAUUAUUUAGGUAAUUUGAUUAUUGAAACAUUAGACAUUUAGGCUUGUCUUCUUAACUGUUGAUUAAAAUGAGUACUUGUAGAGGAUAUACUUUUAACUAUAGGUUUAGAUGAUAAAUUUAAAGUUUAUUUGCUAGGGUAAUUUAGUUAUAUUUCUAGUUAAUACAAAGAGAAAUAAGUGACAAUAAUUAUUAUCACUACAGUUAUCUGUCCCUCAAUAACUAAUAUUAAGUACGGUGUACUUUGAUUCUUGUAGCUAAAU
Messenger RNA from Cryptosporidium muris RN66, 1345 nucleotides. Its product is annotated as guanine nucleotide-binding protein, putative. Gene Ontology annotation, biological process: positive regulation of protein phosphorylation; rescue of stalled cytosolic ribosome. Gene Ontology annotation, cellular component: nucleus; cytosol. The transcript has a single exon. The record is from RefSeq and is a predicted model, not a curated record. Bases 144 to 1085 code for a protein of 313 amino acids. NCBI's taxonomy places the organism in Eukaryota, Apicomplexa, Conoidasida, Eucoccidiorida, Cryptosporidiidae. Gene Ontology annotation, molecular function: translation regulator activity; ribosome binding; protein kinase C binding.